AACUUUCCAACAUCCAAAAAAAAGAAAGUGGGAACAUUCAAUGGGAAGGAGGUAGUACUCCAUAAUCUUGUCCAGCCCCAAGAUGAGUUGGGAAGCUUCAGAAAAGAAAACGGACGGCGAACCCUUCACUCCAGGCCGCCUGCGGCCUGCCGCGCUGGUAGUAGUGCCCUGCGCGGCUGCCCCUUUGGCCUUCUCGGCUUUCACCCCUAAGACCCGUUUAGGUUUCAGGUACUCCUCGUCUACCCAGCCUUGAGCCUCCUUCCUUGAUUAAUUGAUUACUGUUUUUUUGAAUGAAACGAAAUGUCAGCCUUGAGCCUCAUUCGUGAUUUGAUUACUUUAUUAAAUAUUUCGUCAACUAUUAGGUAUGACAAUUCAGUCGAUUGUGCAAGCCGGACCAAAGACCAUAACACAGCUUUUGGACCAUUUCACUGAAAUAAAGAAUCUAAGAGUUGUUAGGGCAAUUCAUGCUCACCUGCUCAUAACAGGGGUAAUAUCUUUCACUCCCACUCUCCAGACCAAGAUUGUAUUUGCUUACACCACAAGCCUUCCCCCGAAAAGCAACCUCCUGCUCUGGACCUUAACCAAUUCUUUGAGAACCCUUAAUCUCAGAAACCCUUUAAUUUUUAACUCCAUUAUCUCCGGAUUUUGCGAACGCGGGUAUCAUUCACUUGCUUUGCAGACCUUUUCUUUCAUGCACUCAAAUGGCGUUUACAUAGACUCAUACGCGUUGUGUAGCUCCAUAACUUCUGCGUCUUGCACCAAAAAUCUUGAAUUCGGUGAAAAAGCUCACACCUUUAUAGAAAAGUCGGGUUGGUUUUCUAGUGUGUAUGUUGGUUGUGCCAUGAUCGACUUAUACACAAAAUUGCAAUGCAUCAGCAGUGCAGCUUCACUGUUUGACGAAAUUCCCAUAAGAAACAGUGUGUGCGCUAAUGCACUUUUAUCCGGCUACACUGAGUGUAAGAUGUGGGAGAAGGCACUUGCAUUAGCCAGAAGGCUGCCUUCUUUAUAUUUAGAGAUGGAUCAUUUCACGUUUUCCGCUGUUUUGCGUGCAUGUAUUGGGAUUUCUACAGUUGGAUUGGGAAUGCAGGUCCAUGGAUGUGCCAUUCGUAAAAUUCGUAAUAUGGAAAGCGAUGUAUUCCUACAAAGCUUGCUGAUUGAAAUGUAUGGAAAAUGUGGGCUCUUAGAAAAGGCUAGACAAGUCUUUAGAAUGACAGCGAGAAAUAGAGAUCUUGUUCUAUGGACUUCAAUGCUUGGUGUUCUCGGACGAAAUGGGAGUUACGAACAAGUGAUAGCAGUGUUCACAGAAAUGGUAACCAAGGGAAUCAAACCGGACGGUGUGUCGUUUUUGACAGUUAUCUCAGCUUGUAGCCACACUGGCCAAGUGAACCUUGGAAUGGAGUAUUUUGAAUCAAUGGCUCGUGAUUAUGGAUUAGAACAUAGUCCGGAGCACUACAGUUGUCUGAUCGAUUUGCUUUGUCGCGCAGGAGAGUUAGAAAAGGCAUGGAAAUUUGUAGAAGAGUUUUCCUCCAAAGGAAGUAGGGGUUUCACUGUUUCCAUGUGGGGAGCACUGCUUAAUGCCUGCAAUGAUAGUGGGAAUGUGGAAUUGGGUAAAUUUGCAGCUAAGAAGGCGAUUGAGUUGAAUCCUCAUAAUGAUGGGAUAUAUGUUAUGUUGUCCAACUUAUAUGCAACAAACAGUAUGUGGAGUGAGAUUGAGGAAGUGAGGGAACACAUAAGAGGAAAGGGGCUAAAGAAAGACAUUGGCUCUAGUUGGAUAGAUGUUGCGACUUGAAUUGCACUAGUUCGUUGUGCUAAGAAACCUUGACGUGUAAAUUACAAAGCCCCCAAUUGGCAGCCUUUAUCGGCUAAUUCUUGCUUAUUACACUUAAGCAGAAUACGAGUGUGUUUGGUAACACAGCUGUGGGGUGAAUCAGCAAAAUCGGGUGAAAGUGCAUGACUUGUGGCUGAAUUUUCUAAACAGGCCACAAAUUCCCAUAUACAUGAAUAUUAUUAUACCACAGCAGCUUCAUUCAACAAUUUCAUAUCAUGUUAUCACCACCCUGUGUGCCUUGUAAAUCUUUGGCAUCACUGCAACAUUCCAAAGUCUAGGAGAGAAUACACAAAUGAUUAUUCGUAUAAGGUAACAUUUUGUUUCAUCGCUGCAUUAUAUGAAUAUUCACGCUUUUCACUCAUGUUUCUCAAGUGUUGUUACUUGUUUAUGUAGGACUGCUUCUUUACACAACAAUUGGAUUUGUCUAGAGAUUGGGAGUUAAACUAACAAUUGGAUUUGGAUUCUUUAAUGUAGGACUGAUUCUUUACUUUAACAAUUGGGAGUUAAAAUAAAAGUUAUGUAUCAGUUUUUGACAUUUUUGUGAAGACCUUGCUCUAGGGUUCUCUUAAAAAUCUCUAAUUUUCGCUGCAAGCUUUCAUGUAACCGUUUUCCUGUAGAGGUUGCGAUUAAGAAGAUGGGUGUCCAAGUACUAGCUUCUAGAUGAUGCCUUUGGUAUAAUCAUAAGUGACUGUUGAACAUAUGGUCAUUAAAUGAGGGUAUGUUUGGAUCCUGGAAAAUGCUAGGUAAUGAAUAUUGCGAAUAAAAUAUGGGGCAAAAUUUUAAGCAUCUGGGGAAAUAAAGAAUAGAUUUAAACUCAAAAAAUUUAGUUGGAUAUAUGUAAAUAUAUAGUUGAAUACAUUUAAAAUUUCAAUUAUGGAAACAAUAUAAAAUCUUUCUAUAUGUAAAUAUCAAUCAUAUGACAUUAUUACACUUUCCUUUGCAAUUUAAAUAAUUGUCCCAAAUAUUUGUAAAAAAUAUAUAUAUAACUACUUUCCCAAAGCAAGAUAACAUCUAUAUGCGUCAUAUUUGGAGAGACUUAUUAUGCUUUAGGCAAUUUGUCUUGAAUUUUACAACAUAAAACCAAACAUUUUCUUCACAUUUUUUGCCUUUGCAUUUUCCAAUGUAAAAUCAAUUAUUUGAAGCCAACUGUCAGUUGCAUUUGCAUUUCCCUGGACCCAAAUACACCUUACAGGGGGUUGCUAAGAAAAUUUGGGGAGUGUUUGGAUAAAGGUCUUGGGAAUUCUAUGUACUUUGUGAUGUCAAAGUUGCUAGAUUCAAGUCUCAAAAUGAUCCCUGGUAGUGCAAAAAACAUUAUAUACGUAGUAUAGAACAGCCCUGCUUCUUGUACAUGCCGCCGAGUUGCACACGUCGUGUAAACACAGUCAAUGAAGGCUACUUUUGUGGUGUUCACAGCAGCUUGUACACGACGUCUACUUUUUUUUCACCGUGUAUAAAUAGUUUUUCUAUAUAUAAGCGUUGUU
Messenger RNA from Cuscuta epithymum, 3309 nucleotides. The record is from the annotation of a GenBank genome assembly. Lineage: Eukaryota; Viridiplantae; Streptophyta; Magnoliopsida; Solanales; Convolvulaceae.